CGAAGGCGGGCCGCGCGUGACGACGUCUAGGGAACGCGCGCGCCGCCGCGGGGCCAGGCCGAGCGCUGCUGGUGCUGGUGGCGUCCGAGGCUGAAGGCUUGGCGAGAAGGGCUUGCGGCCGCGUGUGGGGCUGUCGGUAUUGUGGCUGCCGAGGCUACCCGCUCCUGGUCAUGAGAGCAGAGACACAAACUGUCCUGUCCCAAGUCGCUCUUCAGAGAGAAGCGGACAGAGCCGCCGUGCCUUCCGAGCCUCUUCGAAACGUCACACAGUAACUGCACGGUUUCAGCCAGUCUCCGCCGCAGCUAGCUCCCUCGCGGGGGAAACGGGAGAGGCCCGGCGGUGUGGGCUCUGCGUUUCGUCGGGCGAUAGCGCGACUCUGGCACCCUGGCCCGAGAUCUACACUGGAUCACGAGAAAGAGUCCUGAAGCAAAGACAUUUUAGAGAAAAAAUAUUCAAGGGCCAUGCAGACCAGCUGUAACCAACUCCAUGAUCCUCCAGGCAGUGCACAUGAUGAGGGCGCUGCAGCCUCCCAGUGUGUUCACCCAUCAAGGUCGACAGAAGGUUCUCUUCACCCUGGAGACGUACACAUCCAAAUAAACUCAGGACCUAAAGAAUACUCUGAAAGUCCAAGCUCUAGAAACACACGGUCGGGUGUCUGUACCUGUGCCCAUGGAUGUGUGCAUAGUCGUUUCCGGAGUUACUCCCACAGUGAAGCAAGGCCACCUGAUGAUUUUGCCACAGAGUCUGGGGAACAUGGAAGUGGCUCCUUCUCAGAAUUCCGAUAUCUCUUCAAGUGGUUGCAAAAAAGUCUUCCUUAUAUUUUGAUUUUAGGCAUUAAACUUGUUAUGCAGCAUAUAACAGGAAUUUCUCUUGGAAUUGGGCUGCUAACAACUUUUAUGUAUGCAAACAAAAGCAUUGUAAAUCAGGUUUUUCUAAGAGAACGGUCAUCAAAGCUUCGGUGUGCUUGGCUAUUGGUGUUCCUGGCAGGUUCUUCCGUCCUCUUAUAUUACACCUUCCAUUCUCAGUCGCUUCAUUACAGCUUGAUUUUCUUAAAUCCUACACUCGAACAGUUGAGCUUCUGGGAAGUUCUUUGGAUCGUUGGGAUUACAGACUUCAUUCUAAAAUUCUUUUUCAUGGGUUUAAAAUGCUUGGUUUUGCUGGUGCCUUCUUUCAUCGUGCCUUUCAAAUCAAAGGGAUAUUGGUACAUGCUUUUAGAAGAAUUGUGUCAGUAUUACCGAAUUUUUGUUCCCAUACCAGUUUGGUUUCGGUACCUUAUAAGCUAUGGGGAGUUUGGUAAUGUAACUACAUGGAGUCUUGGGAUAUUGCUAGCUUUACUCUACCUCAUACUAAAACUUUUGGACUUUUUUGGACAUUUGAGAACUUUCAGACAGGUCUUACGAAUAUUUUUUACACGACCAAGUUAUGGAGUGCCUGCCAGCAAGAGACAGUGUUCGGAUAUGGAUGGUAUUUGUCCAAUAUGUCAAGCUGAAUUUCAGAAGCCAGUUCUUCUCUUUUGUCAGCAUAUAUUCUGUGAAGAAUGUAUUACCUUAUGGUUUAACAGAGAGAAAACAUGUCCCCUGUGCAGAACUGUGAUUUCAGAACGUAUAAACAAAUGGAAAGAUGGGGCCACUUCAUCUCACCUUCAGAUGUACUGAGUUGUACAAACUGUUAAGGCCUCAAGACACUAAUUUUAUCUGGUUUGGUAACUAUUGAUAAAGGCAUUGAUAAAGGUAAUUUGUCUCCAGCAGUAGAAAACAAAUUGUCUUCCCAGGAGUAGAAAAAUGGUUUUAGGGUAUCACAAGACAUGUUUGUAGUUCAGUUUCUCAAAAGAUUAAGUGCAAGAGCCCUGCAUUUUUAAACUAUAUAUUCACCUUAAGAAUAUGCAACAUUUAUUCCACUUAUUUGACAGAUAAUUGCAGUGUUAUAUUGGAAAUGUGGUUUCUUAUUAAUAAUACCAAAACAGCAAUUAGAAACUAGAACUAGCCAUUUUAAAGGGGUUCGGGUACUGUUUCCUGACAUGGUUCUCAGAAUAAAGAUUCUGCAUAGUAUUUUAAAAUGUAUCUGAAACAAUUUUCAGACUUUUAUAAUUCCCAUUCUAAAAAUGCUUAAAUUUUUCAUAAAAUUGUAUUUUUAAAUGAAAGUUCUAAAUGCUAUAUUUUACCUAUAACACAUUUUCUAAGUGAAGAUUUACUGAGGAUGAUAUAUUUUAAUACUGUAUUAUGCUCUAUGACUAGUAAUCAGUGAGAAUAAAUGACUUAGAUCCAUUCACCUGGUGGACCUGUUAAGUGCUCCUUGCCAUUAGCUGCCUUGUGUUUUGUGUAAUACCACGUAAUAGCUUGAAAUGACAAAGUGAUUUGAAUGUGGGCUGGGGAUGUAGCUCACAAGUUUUACCAUCACCAUCGGUAAAGAUGGGAAAGCUUGCACUCAAGGCUGUGGUGGAGCCUGCUUAGUGUGCACUGUGUCCUGGCUGAGUUCUAUAUGGAGGAGAAAUUGGGAAAACAGCAACUUUCACUGGGGGGAGCCAGAGCAUUGGUGCUGGUCAUCUCCAGCUGAUUUCUGCAUGAAGGAAAGUAAUGGAGCACUUUAUCUUUCCUCACGUUUCCUCUGAGCAGCUGAAGUCUUUCCCAUGUCUAAAGGGCUGCUACUAAGGCGUCUCCUCAUUUAUCAUCAGCAACAAGGAAAUGAAAGUGGGAAGGAGAAGUUGAAGCGAAAACAAACUUGCAGUGUAAGACAGGCUAAAGAUGGCUCAGCACAUUAGAACAUGUACUGCUCUUCCAGGACCAAAGUUUAUGCUGAAUGCUGGGAUUAAAAGCAUGUGCCACCACCACCUGACUAAAAUUAAAAUUUAAAGAGAGACUAAAUCAGCACACGGGUAUUCAGUCACUCUAUAUAUGUGUAUAUUGUAUGUGUGUGUGUGUGUAUAUCUGUACACACAAAUAUAAUCUAUUAUACACAAACAUACACACUCCUUACCUAUUGAGAAUUACUGCUAAAUACGUUAAAUCAUCUUCCUGGCUUUGUUGUUUUAAACGUACAAGGGAUAAAGGAGAGAAAGCAAUUUGUGGUUAAAAUUUGGCUGUGAAAAUCAAAUUACUUCCUAUUCAAAACUAAUACACUCAGCCGUCUUACACCACUUAUCACAGCUUCUUACCUAAUAGCUGUUCAGGCACCUUGGCUUUUUAAUAUGAUUAAAUAAUAAAGUAAGUCUGUAGAAGACUAUGAUGGGCUUUUUUCAGAAGGGUAUUAGUCAAAAAUCGAAAAGGGCAGUAAGUAGUAGCAAAUACUUUAAUCCCAGCACUUAAAAGACAGAAGCAGGUGGGCCAGAGUUUGAUACCCACCUGGUCUACAGAGCAAGUUACAGGAUAGGACAGGACAGGCUAUAGAGAAAAACCCUGUCUUGCAGGGAUAGAGGGCAGGGGAAUGUGAUGGGGCUAGUGCAGUGUGUACAGGCACUUGCUGCCACACUGGACGACUUAAAUUUGGUCUCUAGAACUAAUGAAAGAAGUGAGCCAACUCCUGAAAGUCGUUCUUUGACCUCACAUGUAGGAAUGAAUGUACACACAUGACAGACUAUUUUAAAUUGAAAAAAUGUUAAAAUUGACACCAGAUGUGGUGGUGCAUACCUUUGAUCACAGGCCUUGAGAAAUAAAGGCAGACCGAUCUCUUGAGUUCAAGGAUAGCCUGGUCUACAUAGUAAGUUCCAGACCACGUAGAGCUACAUAAAGAGAUCUUGUCUCAAAACAAAAAAAAACAGAAAAUGUAAGAAUGUUGUGGUAUUCAUUAUCAGUAAUGAACUGAAGCAUUUCUCUUGCUUCUGUCCUCUUUGCUUUCACCUCAGAGGAGAGGGCUAAUUUUGUGAAUUCAGGUCAUACUCUCUAAAACAAUCACUGUACCCACAUUAGGAAGUGCUGCUGGGAGCAGAGCAAUGGCUCAGCAGUUAAGAGCACUGCUCCAGAGGCCUGGCGUUGAACUCCACUACCCACAUAGCAGCUAACAGCCAUCUUAACUCCAGUUCCAGAUCUGAUGCCCUCUUCUGGCUUCUUUGAGCCCUGCACACAUGAUACAGACACAUGCAGGCAAAUACCUAUACACAUAAAAAUAAAUGUCCCAAGAGAGAGGGGAGGGAAGGGAAGGGAGAGAUGCUACCAACCACCAGGGACUGAGAUUAUAACGCCUUGCUAGAGACACUUUUAGUUUUUGCUUUUCAGUUUUUUCAAGGUUGGGUUUCUGUACAGCCCUCACUGUCCUGUAGAUCAGCUUUGUAGACCAGCCUAGCUUUAAACACAGAAAUCUGCUUACCUCUGCCUCUUGAGUGCUGGGAUUAAAGGCAGACACCACUAAAUGUGGCGAGAUGGGUGAUUUUUUUUUGUUUUUCAAAUUUAUUUUGUAAUGCCCCUGCAAGGCACAGCGUUGCUCUUAACUGUGGAGCCAUCUGACAUAUUUGCUAAAUUUUUUUUACAAUUAUUUUGCACAUGAAUGUUACAUUAUCAAAGCUAGCUGUUGAUUAUUAAUACAAGAAAGUAUUCCCGCUAUUUUUAUGUGACGCUAGAUUCCAUAUAGCUUGUUGCAUGAAGAUUUUUAAAAGCAAACAAUUCAAGUAUAUUUAAAAUUAACAAGAAUCUGUAAUUUUAAUACAUAAAGUGACCACUAAAAUUUGUUAUAUAUUUAAAUAGCUCUAAUAUCUUGGGAGAAAGUUUUAUAACUGUCAUUUCUCAUACAAAAGUAGUUUAUUAAAUAUGAUAACAUGAACAUAUCUAACAUGUUAAUGAAAAAUUGUACAUUGGUUAUGUAUACUAUAGUAAAUAUGUAUACUAAAUUUUUUUCUCUCAGGUAAUAAAAAAAUCACUUCUAUUUUA
Messenger RNA from Rattus norvegicus (Norway rat), 4856 nucleotides. It is a transcript of the gene Rnft1, whose product is annotated as ring finger protein, transmembrane 1. Lineage: Eukaryota; Metazoa; Chordata; Mammalia; Rodentia; Muridae. Gene Ontology annotation, biological process: positive regulation of ERAD pathway. Gene Ontology annotation, cellular component: endomembrane system. Gene Ontology annotation, molecular function: ubiquitin protein ligase activity. The record is from RefSeq and is a predicted model, not a curated record.